Messenger RNA from Fusarium redolens, 579 nucleotides. RefSeq lists its product as uncharacterized. The transcript has 3 exons. The coding region runs from base 1 to 579 and encodes 192 amino acids. NCBI's taxonomy places the organism in Eukaryota, Fungi, Ascomycota, Sordariomycetes, Hypocreales, Nectriaceae. The record is from RefSeq and is a predicted model, not a curated record.
AUGGACAAAAAGAGGAACCUCGGACGUCUGGACUGCAAUUGGGACACCUGCAGUCCAAGGAAUAGAUCUGUCUACCUAUGGCACGCAGGACUCUGGACAGCCUGUCGGGAGUCUUAUACCGUCGUAUCAAAGUAUUGGAAAGAAUACGGCUGGCCUGACGUACCUGCUCAGAUGCAAGAUCGCAACCGCGGCGGAAGAAAUUGGUUCAUGUUUGAGGAAUUAUUUGUUAACUGGAAACCGAUCUCCGUUCUUGCCGAAAAUCCUCAAGGCCAGAGAAAACUACAAAAGUUUCGGAAGCUUGCUGUCAAAUUCGAUCCCUCCUGGAACGACGAACUGGCUAUAGCCACCCGCAAUACCCGCAUUAGUCAAUUUUCCCCUGCGCUCGCGUUUAUGAUCAGAGUGCUUCUCGAUGUGGCAUAUCAACGUGUCGACGGGCCAAAGCUUAUGGUGAUCGACGAUGUCUCGCAGUGGGCGACACUUAGGCGUCGAGGGAACCCCUUAAGAGCCGCUGACUGCGGUCACGGAUCACCUCGACUUUUUGUUCAUACCCAAGCUACAAAGAAUUUGCAAUACGGAUAG